Tachysurus vachellii is the source of this 954-nucleotide messenger RNA. RefSeq names its product cyclin-O protein B. Gene Ontology annotation, molecular function: cyclin-dependent protein serine/threonine kinase regulator activity. Gene Ontology annotation, biological process: regulation of cyclin-dependent protein serine/threonine kinase activity; mitotic cell cycle phase transition. The record is from RefSeq and is a predicted model, not a curated record. Lineage: Eukaryota; Metazoa; Chordata; Actinopteri; Siluriformes; Bagridae. Bases 1 to 954 code for a protein of 317 amino acids. The transcript has 3 exons. Gene Ontology annotation, cellular component: nucleus; cyclin-dependent protein kinase holoenzyme complex; cytoplasm.
AUGUCCACAUUAAGUGAUUCUGGUUUUGAAGAAGACCUUCACAGUCCUUCCCCAUCUCCUCAGCACUCCACAUGGCACUGGCCAGGAUCCAUCUGCUACAGAUUGACAGCUGACUGCCUUCACAGCGACUACGACGAGAGCUGCUUCAGAAUCCAGAGGAACAAUGAGGAGGACUUCCUUGCUCUGGACUGUUUGGCUCAUCAGCCACAGAUAACCGCUGAGGCACGCUGUAAACUGGUGAGCUGGCUCCUAUCCGUUUACAAACACUUUAAGCUGUCUUUCGAGUCCUGUUGCUUGGCUGUGAACAUCAUGGACCGCUUUUUGGUCACAACAUCGGUGGCAGCAGAUUGUUUCCAGUUACUCGGCGUGACGUCUUUAUUGAUCGCGACCAAACAUGUUGAAGUUUUCUCCCCACGUAUAAAACAGCUGCUGUCACUCUGCUGCGACGCUUUCUCCAGAGAGCAGCUCUGCAAUCUCGAGUGCCUCAUUCUCCUCAGACUCAACUUCCGCUUGGCCGCACCGACUCUCGCUUUCUUUCUCGACUACUUCAUCAGCCGCGAGUUAUCUAGACACACGACUGAAGCAGAGGAAAAUAUCCUCGAUGAAGGAAACAAGCAGCAAAGCUGGAAAGCCACUGAAGAGAAGCUCUUCAGCGUGAAGAGGUAUAAAUGUUUAGCAGGUAAAGUGUGUGAGCUGAGUCUGGCAGACUAUGCGUUCAACAAGUACCAACCAUCUGUGAUCGUACAAAGUGCUAUAAACCUGGCAAAGGACCUGUUAAAGAGACAGUCUUCUGUCAAGCACAUCAGCUGUUCAGAGAUGUUAGACUUUCUCUGUGCUGAAGAUGAAAAAUCCCAGGGUUCGGACCAUCGUGCUUUAAUCCAGCAGUGCACACAAGAGCUACAGUUAUUAGUGUCUCUCAACCAAGAGUCGAUUCAGGACCUAAUAACACUUUGA